This is a messenger RNA of Alternaria viburni, 1395 nucleotides long. RefSeq lists its product as uncharacterized. Gene Ontology annotation, molecular function: oxidoreductase activity, acting on the aldehyde or oxo group of donors, disulfide as acceptor. Bases 1 to 1395 code for a protein of 464 amino acids. The record is from RefSeq and is a predicted model, not a curated record. Gene Ontology annotation, biological process: branched-chain amino acid catabolic process. NCBI's taxonomy places the organism in Eukaryota, Fungi, Ascomycota, Dothideomycetes, Pleosporales, Pleosporaceae. The transcript has 4 exons.
AUGUCGUUCCGGUAUACUUCGCGGAUAUUACGGUUACAGAGGCUUUCGGGCCUGCAAGGAGGGCUUCAUGGGUCGAGGAAGGUUGUCGGUACGGCGUUGCAGUCAUGUCGGGGUGUUGCUUCGACGCCUACGGCUGAGAGAGUGUUGUUUCCUGGUGCGCUGAACAGCGAGUUCACGAAUACCAUGGAGUUUAUGCAACCAGCUCAGGCGCCCGCGAUAUCCACGUACCGUGUCAUGAACCAGUAUGGAGAAAUCAUAGACAAGGAGAUUGGCGUGGAGACCUCAGAUGAGGAAGCUCUUUCGUUAUACAAGAACAUGGUCAAGUUGAGCAUAAUGGAUCUAUUGAUGUUUGAAGCGCAACGGCAAGGAAGACUAUCCUUCUACAUGGUCUCCGCCGGCGAAGAAGGCAUAGCCAUCGGCUCCGCGAGCGCCCUCUCCCCCGCCGACGUAAUCUUCUGCCAAUACCGCGAAUCGGGCGUCUACCUCCAACGUGGCUUCACCCUCUCCUCCUUCAUGAACCAGCUCUUCGCCAACGCAAAAGACAACGGUCUAGGCCGCAACAUGCCCGUCCACUACGGCAGCAAAGAACUCAACAUCCACACCAUCAGUUCAACACUCGCAACGCAAAUCCCCCACGCAGCAGGCGCAGCCUACGCCCUCAAAAUGCAGAAUGUGCAGAACCCCGAGACAGAGCCACGUGUCGCGGUAUGUUAUUUCGGCGAGGGUGCCGCCAGCGAAGGCGACUUCCACGCUGCCCUCAACAUCGCUGCGACCAGACAAGUCCCCUGCAUAUUCAUCUGCCGCAACAACGGAUACGCCAUCUCCACCCCAACAUCAGACCAAUACCGAGGCGACGGCAUCGCCUCCCGUGGUGCAGGCUACGGCAUCGCCACCCUCCGCGUAGACGGCAACGACAUCUUCGCCGUCCGGCGCGCCACAGCCGAAGCGCGGCGCCUGGCUCUCCACGACGGCGGGCGCCCCGUCUUGAUAGAAAUGAUGGCAUACCGCGUAGGCCACCACAGUACAUCCGACGACUCCUUCGCGUACCGCCAACGCGUCGAGGUCGAGGACUGGAAGCGCCGCGAUAACCCCAUUACCCGGCUUAGAAAGUGGCUUGAAGGACGCGAACUCUGGGAUGAUGCCCAAGAGAAGGAGUUGAGGAGUGCGACGAGGAAAGAGGUGUUGAGUGCAUUUGAACAGGCGGAGAAGGAGAAGAAACCUAGUAUCCGGAAUGCGUUUGAGGGGGUUUGGGAGGACUUGACGGCUGAGCAGAGGGAGCAUGUGCAGGAGUUGAAAGACGUGCUUGUGAGGUAUCCCAAGGAGUAUGAUCUUGAUGGGUUUGAGGGAGGACUGAAGGGGCUGGAUGAUUUGUUGGAGGGGAAGAAGGUGAAGUAG